GUACGAUUUUCUGGCGGAUACUUGGUCUGUUAGGCAGAAAAUAAUAUUUUAUGUCAAAUUAUGUAUAAUUUUUAAUUUUUCAGCUUGUUAUGAAUGUUUAAAUAUAACAUACGCAUUCCCCUUUUGUAUUUGUUGCGAUUUUUUACUUUUAAUUUUUUAGUUUUAAAAAUUAAAAGUACAUACUGAGAAGGUGACUCUGCAAAAAAUUUGGUUGUAGUGGGGCAUUAAUGCUAAUUUUAUGCAUGCGUGAGGUGACAUGCAAUAAUAGAUUGAAGCCGUAUUGAAUGAACACUGCACUUCACGUGAACUUUUUGUAAGGAAUCAAGUUUAGUCCUUAUAAGGCUGCAUUUGUGAAUGACCAAAACACAAAUUGAAAUACUCACCUUGAAUUUCAUAAAUUCAGGCAUACCCUAAAGAUUUGAGUGGUUUUGUGCGAGAGGAGGCAAUUUGUGUUGAAUUUCAGCCCGAAAAGAUGGAAUUCGUGAGAUACAUAUAUGUGAGAUACAACGGAGUCGUCGAUGGUAUACACUAUGUUGGCGGGGCUACGGAGGUCCUUCCCCUCUUAAAUGAAACAGUUGCGAGCCUGAUAUACAGCAUCAACAAUGUGCUGACAAUGCAUUCGUUGAGCCCGAACUAUCAAUUGUAUUAUUUGGCGACCAAUCGAUUUGGAAGGGAGACGAAAUGCGUAAUAAGUGACGACGAUGAUGUGCAAGGCUUGUUGGAAACUGCCGAAUAUCCCAUGGUGUACGUUGAGCACAACAACGACCCGGUCGAAGAAGCGUACAUCCCUACUUUUGAUUUUGGCCAGGCUUCGGGAUACGGAGAUGAUGAAGCACAAUCUAGUCAGUAUGAGACGUCGUAUCAUGCUCGCGAGAGCGCGCCUCCAACACAGUACUUUUCAUGGGAUGGGCAACUGUUGGACGAAUCCGCAUGGAAUCUGAAUGAAAUGUGCGGGAGAUUCAACCAGGUGCGGACGGAUGACGAUUCUGAUGAAGAAGCCGUACAACCUGAAGACGAAGCCGAAGAACCUGAUGACGAUUCUGAUGAAGAAGACGAAGAAUACGAUCCAACGAACGAGUCGGGCACAGAUUCUGCCGCCUCUGAGGAUUUAUUAGACGAUGAUCUGAUAGAGUUCACGGCGACCGAGCGAGCAGGUUGGAUCCGACAAAGUAGAACCCGUCACGGAAAUCCGACGGACUCGACCGGUGAACUAUCUAAUUGGAUAGUUCCGUUGAUUCCAGUGGACGCCACGACUUCGCUCGUUGCUCGCGAGAGUGAGCUGUCCAGAGUUGCUGAUUUGGGGAAGAACUCUUUUUACAACAGUAAAGAAGAAUUGGUCCUUGCUGUUGGCUUCUGGAAUAUGAAGCAAGGGGCUGAGGCAAAAGUUGUACGCUCAGAUCAGGGACGCCUCUAUUACAAGUGCAAGCACUCUGAUAAGUGCAAGUUCGAUGUGCGUGCAUCUUGUCACGGCGGAGGGAUGUGGGGAGUGCAUAAGUUUAAAGAGCACUCUUGCGAAGGGGAGUUGGGCAUUUUGAAACGAAUAAAGGCACAUUCGAAUGUGGUUGCAGCUUAUGUGGAAAAAAGAAUACGCGAUGACGGAGAGGUCAUUAAGCCGAAAUCUAUUAUGUCGGAGUUGUUACGUGAAUUUGGCGUCAGAAUCAAAUAUGAUGUCGCGCUGCGUGCAAGAAAUCUCAGCUUAGAGAAGAUAUACGGUCGAAUUGAUGAUUCGUUCCUUCUUCUGCCCAAAUAUUUGUAUGCCCUAACUCAAGCGAAUCCAGGCACCGUGAUGGAUUUCGAAGUAGACGAAAACAACCGGUUCAAACAUCUGUUUCUUGCUCUUGCGGCUUCCAUCACACCUUUCUUCUUUUCGCUUCGGCCAGUGAUUGUGGUCGACGGCACACACUUGAAGGGGAAGAACAAUGGCAUUUUGUUCGUCGCCGUGACAAAAGACGCAAACGAGCAAGUUUUUUCCGUUGGCAUUUGGUGUCGGGCCGAUCGAGAAUGA
Salvia miltiorrhiza (redroot sage) is the source of this 2005-nucleotide messenger RNA. RefSeq lists its product as uncharacterized. Lineage: Eukaryota; Viridiplantae; Streptophyta; Magnoliopsida; Lamiales; Lamiaceae. The coding region runs from base 473 to 2005 and encodes 510 amino acids. The transcript has 2 exons. The record is from RefSeq and is a predicted model, not a curated record.